AUAAUUCUAGCAGACGAUUCACGAUAUUGAUGUCGAUGCUGAGGCCGUAUUAUUUAUUAUGGAAAAGUGGUCAUUAUUACUUAAAAAUAAACGCUAUAAGACAAUGCAGUCGAUCAAUGGCAACCAUAAAACAAAGUCCGAGCGAAUAUUGUUUAAACCUGGUCAGGAAACAUGACCACGAGAGUUUUUUAUGUACUCUACUUUUACCCAAUGAAAUAAGAUCCGUUGCUAUCGCAAUUCGAGCUUUUAAUGUAGAAGUAGCUACGGUGGAAGAUCAAGUCCGAGACACGAGAAAUGGAUUGCUUAGACUGAAAUUUUGGGAAGAUGCCAUCAAUGGUGUUUAUGAAGACUCUCCACCAAAAACUCCAACAGCCUUGGAGUUACACAGGACUUUAAAAAAAUGCAAGUUAUCAAAACGCUAUUUCAAACGCCUCAUAGAGGCUCGGUAUUCCAAAUUAGAGUCUCCAACUUUCCCUAAUCUGGCGUCAAUUGAAAACUAUGCAGAAAAUGCUUUUUCAUCAAUUUAUUAUUUAUUGCUAGAAGCAAAAAACACAAAGGAUUUAAAUACCGACCAUUUUGCUAGUCACUUUGGGAAAGCCAGUGGAAUUGUAACAUUAAUUCGUGCAAUUCCUUAUUAUGCGCAAAAAAGCGAAAUUACUCUGCCUCAGGAACUAAUAGCAAAACACAAAGUUUCGCUUAGGUCAGUUUUCAGAGGUCAAAUUAGCAAGGAAUUUAAAGAUGCCCUUUUUGAGCUCUCUUCUUGUGCGAACUCGCAUUUACAAAAAGCUCGAUUAUUGAAAGAUAAAGUAGAGAAGACCAACAAUGUGGUAUUUUUACCUUAUUUGAUAACGGAAAGUUAUUUAGAAAAAUUGAGAAGGGUGGAUUUUGACGUUUUUGAUCCGAAAUUGCAGAAGAAGGAUAAUUUACUUCCGUUGAGGUUGUACUGGAGGAAGGUGUUGAAUAAAUUAUGUUAAAUAGAAAUUUGUAGCUUGAAGAUUUGGUACUUUCCUAGAAAAUUGCACCAUUGUACGGCUGAUUGGAUCCUGCAGCUCCCAGAAGAGCUGCAUUCGGAUCUUGACAGAAGGUCUUGCCCUCGUCUACCUUGUAGUUGGCCUCGGGUCGAUUUUUGAACUUGAGGAUUAUCAGGAUUAU
Belonocnema kinseyi is the source of this 1152-nucleotide messenger RNA. RefSeq names its product NADH dehydrogenase (ubiquinone) complex I, assembly factor 6 (gene sicily). The transcript is spliced from 5 exons. Gene Ontology annotation, biological process: biosynthetic process; mitochondrial respiratory chain complex I assembly. The record is from RefSeq and is a predicted model, not a curated record. Bases 30 to 974 code for a protein of 314 amino acids. NCBI's taxonomy places the organism in Eukaryota, Metazoa, Arthropoda, Insecta, Hymenoptera, Cynipidae. Gene Ontology annotation, cellular component: mitochondrion.